Pogona vitticeps (central bearded dragon) is the source of this 2602-nucleotide messenger RNA. It is a transcript of the gene DALRD3, whose product is annotated as DALR anticodon binding domain containing 3. Gene Ontology annotation, molecular function: ATP binding; tRNA binding; arginine-tRNA ligase activity. Lineage: Eukaryota; Metazoa; Chordata; Lepidosauria; Squamata; Agamidae. Gene Ontology annotation, biological process: arginyl-tRNA aminoacylation; tRNA C3-cytosine methylation. The record is from RefSeq and is a predicted model, not a curated record.
CGAAUGCCUAUAAUCAGCCCCAAACCUCGCCCAUCCCUUUGCAUCUCUACACUUCAAAGAGAACCAGUUCAUCAUUAAAAACUCUAUGGUUUCCACGAUUGACGUCACAUCCUGCGAACUCGUCCAGGAAAUCACGUCGUUCCUUCUUUUUCCCCUGCUCCCGACAUAGAAGUCGGGAGUACGAAGCGGACCGCUUGGUCGCUAUGGAGACAGUCGACAGCCGCCUAUCUCUGUCAGCAACGCUGGAAGCUUUCAACGCUCUUCUUCAACGGAAGGCCGGCGAGGGAGCGCGUGGCUCCGUUUGGUUCAAGGAGAGCAGCGCCCGGAACUUACGUAACCGUGACUUCCUGGCACCCCGAGCCGCUCUCAGGGUGAUGUUCGCAGAUGGACAGGUUCCCAAUGACAUGGUUGAGAGUAUGGUCUCACUAAAAUGCCCAAGGGUGCCACCCAUCCAGAGCUGCCAGAUGGCCCCAGCUGGACUUACUGUGAAGUUAGCUAGACCUGCUGUUUUUGAGCAGAUCCUGAAAGCCAUUCCUGUGUAUACAACGCCUCUCCAGGCAGCCCACGAGCACAGCAUCCUCCUCAACUGUGUGCCCCUCCAUGGCUGCAAGGACCUCGACUCUCUCAGCCUGAAUGACCUAAGAACCAUCCUAGUCACGGACCACCUGGCAGGCAUGCUGCAAGCUCAAGGAAUCAACGUGCAUCUGACCCCAACUUUGGCUGAUGAGGAAAUCCAUCAGUUUCUGCGUCAGCUACGAGUCGAGUGGCCUUUGGUACAGGAAACGUCCCCAAAUCUUGAGCAUCUCCAUGCCAUGAAGGAAGCCCUUCGUCAGUGUCCCUAUGCUGAAUCUACCCAGAUGCAUCAGGAUGGAGUUCUUUGUAAGCUGCAGUUGAAAAAGUUCCUGGAGCAAAAGCCAUUGCAAAAGGGCCUGGAGGACUACGACCCGAAACUGGAUAGCUUUCUUGUGACAGAGGAGAAACUGUGCCAAGUGGCUGAGCUGCAGCAUGUGGCCCUUCAGUGCCUGGCAGCGGCACCAGGAAGAUGCUUCAGUGUUGUGCACGUGGUGAACAGCAAGGAGGCAUUCCAGCAGCAGAAGGUGGACUUACUGUGGAGGCUGGUCUCUCCACAGGCUUUCACCCAUCUGCAGAAACACCUUGUCUGUGGACCUGUGAAAACCAUCCCUUCUGCUUCUCCUCUGAACGCUCUUCAGUACUUCCAGCUACGGCACUCCCACAUGUAUGAGGCUUCAGUGCUGAAAUAUGGAGACCUCUCUCAAGACGACACCUGGACUGAAACCAUCAGCAUAUUGACCUCAGCUUCCAUCCGAUUUGAGAUACUGGGCACGACCCAUCGGAACCAAGUUCUUCUGGACGUGAAGGAGACGAGCGUCUCUACCAAAGGAACCAAAAGCGGAGCUUUUGUGAUGUACAAUUGUGCGCGGCUUGCCACACUCUUUGAAACAUACAAGAAGGCGGCAGAGCAAGGUUUGUACCCAGCCUUCCCUCCACCUUCAGAGCUGAACUACUCGUCUCUCAGGGAAGAGGGGGAAUGGCUCUUGUUGUUCAAUGGUGUCCUGCCUUUUCAUGAGGUACUGAGCCAAGCAGUGCAGCUCCCCGUCACCAGUGGCGGACUCAGGAUCACAGCCAACACAGAGGCGAUUUGCAAGUUCCUGGUUCAACUGAGUAUGGAUUUCAGUUCCUACUAUAACCGGGUGCAUAUCCUGGGGGAAUCACGGCCCCAUUUAUUCAGCCAGAUGUUUGCACGGUUGCAGCUGAUGAGAGCAGUGAGAGAAGUGUUCCACAGUGCCUUGGCCACCCUCCGGCUGCCUCCUCUUAGCCAGAUCUGAGCCACACAAACUCACGCCCACCUGUGGCACUUCCAGAAAACUUGCCUCAGCCUUCCUGAUGGGUCACUUUAUUGUGAAGGGGAAAAGACUCCCAGUUUUACAGCACACGAUUCAUGUCUGAGACUUGGAAGAGCUUCAUCAUGGUUGAAGAGAAGGCCUUCCUUAUGGCAAAGGACCUGCCUGAGAUGCUUUGUUGUUGAAAGUUCCUAUUUACUCAUAUUAGCCAGAAUAUUGUUGCUAAUUUAUGCUUGUGUUAGGAAAGUCGCAAAAGUCUUGGCAGCAAACAGGUGUUCAUAAACAAGGUCCUGGUUGUGUUGCUGGGUGUGGGCCUGGUUGCAUGAUCAGAUGCACACCUAGGACUGCAACCAGCUCCUUUUAAACAAGCUGCAAGAUCUGCUAUCAAGAUUUACCCGAUUUUCUUUAUGUGAGCAUUAACUGGUAAUAAGAUUCGAGACAGUGUUAAGGGAGGCGAUCGAUUAAGCCAAAAGAAGGUGCAGCCGCUGGACACAAAUGGUUCAGUCCUUGCUUUUAUUUUGUUCUGAAAUGGUGGAGCCCAUCCAGGCCAUGUCCCUGUCUUUUUACACAUAAUUUCUUUGGCACGGGCUGCAGAAAGCAAAAGUUUGUAAAUAGACUUUUAAAAGUAUACGUAGUUGUCAGUACCUGUUGUAAAAACCUGUCUGAACAUCCCACAGUGCUAGAGAAUCAAGAUUAAAUUUGCUGCCUGUGAGUUUGUAAAUAAACUAAAAUACACAGUU